AGUAGUCGGUUAUAUCUAGCUGCCUCUAUACGUGGACAACGAGACGGGACUAUCUGAUAGACUGACUUGCAUCUGGUGAGAUAUCAUCUACAUUCCAACGAUGAAGCAGCCAACUCUCCUUCUCAUCACUCUAUGUGCUAUACUUGUGGCAGUAGCGGGUAUGCCUACAGCUGGAGACAUACCCCGAGACAUGCCCGCAUUUGCAUGCUCUUGCGCUAGGUGGCCAUGUGAACCCGGCAUUCACUCAUGUAACACAACUACUCCGGUGUGCAGGAGUCAAACAGAUGGACCAGAGUAUGAACAUCUCUGCUGCAAGUACCUGUGUGAACCUAAACCUCCAUGCCACAAAAACCCCUGUUCUUCUACGCCGUGUGGACGAGGCACCGUAUGCAAGACGGAUGAAAAUUGCCGGGGAGUAUGUGUGGACAGACCUCUAAAGGGUUGGAAUGCAUCACCGCUCAAUGCAUCACUGGCAAGAGGUUGAAAGCUUGCUUCGUCGCUCGUUCAUGAGUGAGUGACGUCACGUCCAUGCGGACUCAAACUCCUAUUUAAGGUGCAUUGUGACCCUAACCCUAACCUAACUCUAAAAAAUAACCCUAACCCUAUUAAAAACAAAAUUAAUUAAAUUUUGUACAGUCGAAACUGUGACGUAGGUCUGACGUAUGUGAGCGACGAAACAAGCUUUCAACCUUUUGCGCAUCACUGCUCAAUAAUACAAGCAUGUGAUAUCGGCCUGCCAUCUGGUGUCGGACAACAUAACAACUUUAAUAUAUAUGUUCUGGAGAAUGCUACUAUUACCCAGUGAUGUUCAUUAAUAUUAAAUAUAUAAAAUGAUAAUAUAUUUUCGCAAUAAUUAUCUUAAGUAUGAUAUGGCAAUCACAUUAUUCAAUGAGAGUUUGUACUCCAUGCAUCAAUGCUCACUAGCUUGUUGUACUGCAAUUAUAUUUUCUGGGCAAAAUGUUUUAAAAUGUCAAUUAAUAAUAAUCUCUACAAUAAAAAUCAUUUCUAACUAUCUAA
Messenger RNA from Priapulus caudatus, 1017 nucleotides. RefSeq lists its product as uncharacterized. Bases 101 to 484 code for a protein of 127 amino acids. Lineage: Eukaryota; Metazoa; Priapulida; Priapulimorpha; Priapulimorphida; Priapulidae. The record is from RefSeq and is a predicted model, not a curated record. The transcript is spliced from 5 exons.